Messenger RNA from Cygnus atratus (black swan), 723 nucleotides. RefSeq names its product syncollin (gene SYCN). The transcript has a single exon. Lineage: Eukaryota; Metazoa; Chordata; Aves; Anseriformes; Anatidae. The coding region runs from base 1 to 399 and encodes 132 amino acids. The record is from RefSeq and is a predicted model, not a curated record. Gene Ontology annotation, cellular component: secretory granule membrane. Gene Ontology annotation, biological process: exocytosis.
AUGGCGGUGCUGAUGCUGGCGGCGGUGCUGGCGGCGGUGCUGGCGGGGGCCGGGGCCCAGUGCCCGACGCCGGCCGACCUGCGGGUGGUCAACGGCACCCGCAUCUGCGCCGAGCUCUUCACCGACGACAGCCCCUACUACGACAAGUGCUGCGGGGGAAAGUCCCUGAUUGUGGACUGCGGCGCCGACGUGCCCUACGUGCCCUGGGAGUGGUCGGGCAGCAUCUCCUCGCUGGUGGUGGGCACCCGCUGCCAGCUGACCGUCUGGUCCCGCGCCGGCAAGAACGGCAAGAUGAAGACGUUCGGGGCGGGCGCGGUGCCACGGCUGCAGGAGGUGCGGCGGGGGCUCUUCAGCAACUGGAACAACGCCAUCAGGGGCUACUACUGCCAGUGCAACUGAGGCGGGCGGCGUGGGGGCAGCGCAGGGCGGCACGGGGCACCGUGGGGCAGCAAGAGUCAACACGGAUCAACGCUGGCCAAGGCACGCCAACGCAAGUCAACACUGGCCAACACACGUCAACAUGAGUCUAUGCGAGCCAACGUGGGCCAACACACGUCAACCUUAGUUAGCAGAAGUCAACGCUGGCCAACAAACAUCAGCGUGAGGCUACACGAGUCAACAGUGGCCACCGCACGUCACCACGAGUCAACACUGGCCACCGCAUGUCAACGUGAUUCAACGCGGGCCAACACAAGUCAACACAGGCCACCGCAUGUCAACGCA